AUGGGUAAGAAGACCAAAGCGAAAACCCAUGUGAGAGAUGGCAUCAUGGACUUCAUUCAUCGUCUGGAGGACUUCUUGCAAAAACCUGGACCGAUCGAUGGAAAUCAAAUAAAAAUUCGAUUGGAAAAACUGGAAGAGAAAUGGAAAGAAUUCGAAGAAAUACAAUGCGAAAUCGAAUUCUCAGAGGAACAAGAGGAGAACAUGGAGCUCCACAGCCAAGUCACCACAGAGUUUGAGGAGAAAUAUUUUGAGAAUCGAACACGAGUUCUCGAUGCGGUGUCUGUUGAUCAGCACGCUUCCGGUACAACAGCUUCGACGACACUAAACAAGCUACGUCCAGUGAAGGUUUCGGUCAACUCGGCGACUGGAAUUAGGGUUCCCAACUGUGCGGUCUGCAAUGAAAAACAUUAUUUAACGCAGUGUCCAUCGUUCAGCAAACUAGAUGUUGAUAAGCGACUUAGAAUAACAAACUCGAAACGGCUUUGCAGUCACUGUUUAGGGAGAAGUCACAUGGCCCGAGGCUGCCCGUCGAAAUAUCUUUGUAAAACAUGUUCGAAGAAACACCAUACGCUUUUGCAUCCCGGUUUUCCUGCAUCUGGUUCUGGUUCCACUCCUGCACCUUCGAACUCCAAUGCGCAUUAUCCAGUCCCAUCGACAUUUGGUGGUACAACAAACUCUGGUGGUUUGGGUUCAAAUUCGGUGGAAUCGUCUUCAAUCAAUGUAGCGAUGAGAUCUUCUGCAUCACACGUCCUCUUGCUUACGGUAUUGCUGAAGGUGCAAGAUAAUUUUGGGAAGAUGCAAUUGGCUCGAGCUCUCCUGGACUGUGGCUCUCAGGCCAAUUUGAUGUCUGAAAAUCUGUGUCAACUGCUGAGGCUUCCUAGACGAGAUAAAAACGUCGAAAUAAGCGGAAUUAGACAAUCAAAAAGACAAUCGGUAUGCGAAGUGUCAACAACAAUCUCCUCACGUGUUCAAGAAUACACGUUGCCAUUGAAUUUCCUCGUCUUGGAUCGAAUCACAGACGAUCAACCAUCAAUCUCUCUUCCGUUGAAGUACUGGAAUCUCCCCGCAUCAAUGAAACUCGUUGAUCCAAAUUUCAUGAGGUCAGGUCCCAUAGACAUGAUUUUAGGAUCUCAAUUCUUCUACGAAUUUCAUCUCCUGGAUGGUGGCCGGAUGCAAAUGAAGAAAUUGAAUCAUAGUUUGCCAUCGUUCGUAAAAACAGUUUUUGGUUGGGUGGCUGCUGGAGAAAUUCAAUGGAAUGAAAUGGAAAAAAUUGGUUGUAACGUUGCUCUGACUGAUCCCCUGGAAAAAGCAAUAGAGAAAUUUUGGAAAAUAGAAGAAUUUCAAAGUAAAAUACCACGGUCACAGGAAGAAGAAGAUUGUGAAUUGUACUUCCUAAAUACUAUCGCCAGAGACGAAAAUGGUCGCUUCGUGGCUCAGUACCCUAAAAAUGCGAAUUUUCACGAGAUGAUUGGGGACUCAAAAGGUACAGCAUUACGGAGAUUUCACCAAUUAGAAAAACGGUUAGAGAAAGAUGUUACAUUGGGAAGCAAAUACAAUGAAUUCUUAGAAGAAUAUUUGGAAAGCGGACACAUGAAAUUAAUUGGUGAAGCAGAGGAAAAUUUGGACAAACAUAAGCCACACCAUCCAGUCUUCAAAGAAUCCAGUACUACCACCAAACUUCGGGUGGUAUUUGAUGGGUCUGCAAAAACGACAACAAACCGUUCCCUUAAUGAUGCACUGCUCACAGGUCCCGUGAUUCAAGACGAUCUUUUCGAAUUGAUGGUUCGAUUCCGAAAAAAUGCAGUUGCUCUGGUGGCCGAUAUCGAGAAGAUGUACAGGCAAAUACGUGUGCAUCCUGACGAUGCUUGCCUGCAGAGAAUCCUAUGGCGAUUCACAUCUCCAGAGAGCAUAAAGGUGUACGAGCUUCAAACGGUCACUUACGGGUUAUCACCCUAA
Messenger RNA from Toxorhynchites rutilus septentrionalis, 1956 nucleotides. RefSeq lists its product as uncharacterized. The record is from RefSeq and is a predicted model, not a curated record. Lineage: Eukaryota; Metazoa; Arthropoda; Insecta; Diptera; Culicidae. The coding region runs from base 1 to 1956 and encodes 651 amino acids. The transcript is spliced from 2 exons.